This is a messenger RNA of Biomphalaria glabrata, 1020 nucleotides long. RefSeq lists its product as uncharacterized. The record is from RefSeq and is a predicted model, not a curated record. Gene Ontology annotation, cellular component: membrane. Lineage: Eukaryota; Metazoa; Mollusca; Gastropoda; Planorbidae. Bases 1 to 1020 code for a protein of 339 amino acids. The transcript has a single exon. Gene Ontology annotation, molecular function: G protein-coupled peptide receptor activity.
AUGUCUAGCAGCCGACAGACUGAGAUUCUAAGUUACUUCGAAUCUGUUAUAGUUGUGACAGUGAACAGGGUUGGCCUGAGUACCGUCCUUGGCAUCACAGGAGUCGUGUCCAAUGUCUUCAACGUGUGUGUGUUUUUCAAGCAAGGCUUGCAAGUCUCCAUGAACGUAAAUUUCUUUGUCUUGUCCUCUGUUGACGUUCUGCGUUCUCUCAACUACAUAUGGAUGGCCGUCUGCGCCAACCCUGACAUUGACAAGCUUGAUACGGACUUCCGGUUUCAGGAUGUGCAGUAUUUAAUCAAUGGGUGGGUCAGCAGCAAUCUUGCGAGGAGCGCGAUGUUCAUUGUAGCAUUCAUGAGUUUCCAAAGGUACAUCUCCAUAUACAAGCCUAUGUCCGUUGAACAGGUCUUCACACCCAUGAGAUCUGUAUUCGUACUUAUUUUCAUACUUCUGAUGAAUAGUAUCGUCGUUUUGCCCAUAUGUGUUUCGGUCUACUUCGACUGGAGCUUUAAUUUGGAUAAAAACCGAACCAUGUUAGGAUUAGUGUAUAGAAACGGAAGUUCCGAGGCCUGGGGACUAUCUUUUACCAUGCAUGCAGUAUUAAAUGCUCUACCCUUAUCCACAAUCGUCAUUUUCACCUUCUUACUAAUUCUGCAAAUAGAAUUCAGGUCCAAAUGGAGACAGAAUACCUUGGUCAAGGACCAGCAUCAAGCUAUUAGUAACAGGGAUAAGAGAACGUCAAAGAUAGUCACAUUUAUGGCAAUAUUCCUCAUCGUGUCUUGCACACCUAUCAUAGUCCUAUCAUUGGCAACAACCAUUGUGCCAGAUUUUAGCGCUGGUGGAAAACAGGCCAAUUUAUAUUUCGCCGUCUGGUCUUUUGCCUUUUUGUCCGGAGUCAUUGGUGCAAAUAUAAAUAUUUUUAUUUAUUACAAAUUGAGUUCUAAAUAUAGAGAAAUCUUUCUCAAGAUGUUUAAUUUUUGUCCCAGAAAACCAAAAAUUUCUACGAAGAAACAGGCCUACUGA